UAUAUAUAAUGAUUUAGUUUGAAAUAUAUAUGACUAAUAUGUGUAUAAUUGUUUUUGGAAUAUACAAGGCAUUGGAGCAUUUUUCAGGGAUCUGAGCACCCGCACCCUUAAAGUAGAAGUCGUGGAACAGCUUCAAGAGAACAUUCCCAUCUUAUUGUGCAACUUGGAGAAGAUAUUUCCUCCUGGGUUUUUUGACAUAAUGGAGCAUCUAGCUGUCCACCUUCCAUAUGAGGCAUUGCUUCGUGGACCUGUACAUUACGGAUGGAUGUAUCAGUAUGAGCGAGCCAUAAAAUAUUUGAAGGGAAAAGCAAAGAACCUUGCCAAGGUUGAAGGUUCUAUAAUUGCUGGAAGUUUGACGGAAGAAACUUCUCACUUCACAUCGUACUACUUUGCAUCAAAAGUACGUACUCGGAAAAGAGCUCCAAGGAGAUAUGAUGAUGGUGGUGUCGCGCCAACAUACGCAGUUGCUGGUGUUCCAUACAUCUUUAGCCAGAUUGGGCGACUGGGUGGGAAAUCAAAAGAGGUUUGGUGGUCGAGUGAAGAAGACGCUCAUAGUGCACACACCUAUAUUCUACUUAAUUGUGAGGAUCCAUUGAUUCGUUAUUUUGAAAGGUACAACAAAUUCGAGCCUUUCAUCUUAGCUUCACAAGCAGAUCAAGUUAGCUACCUUCCAUACCCUCGGAUGAGAGAAUCGGGAAUAAAUUGGUUAUCCGUGAUCAAAGUUACACCUCGAGGACGAAUCAUUAGUGGAGAAGAACCACCAUUGCAAGAAGAACAGAUAAAUGAAGUCGAGGAACCUGAACAACAAAUUGAUGACAUUCUUCUCAUUGAUCCGCAUAAUCAUGAGUAUGAAGAUCUUACCGACGAUGGCACAGACGAAGCUGUUGAAGACGAGUUUAAUGAAAAUGAUGAUGUUUCUAGUGAUGACGAAAAUGUAUCCGAUUGAUGUAUUUGUGUUUUAAUAUGAUUGAUUUUCAGACUUAA
Molecule: messenger RNA, 984 nt
Organism: Raphanus sativus (radish)
Lineage: Eukaryota; Viridiplantae; Streptophyta; Magnoliopsida; Brassicales; Brassicaceae
Exons: 2
Coding region: 200-946 (248 amino acids)
Source: RefSeq, a predicted model, not a curated record